Molecule: messenger RNA, 636 nt
Organism: Anastrepha obliqua
Lineage: Eukaryota; Metazoa; Arthropoda; Insecta; Diptera; Tephritidae
Product: ecdysone-induced protein 78C-like
Exons: 4
Coding region: 1-636 (211 amino acids)
Biological process (GO): regulation of DNA-templated transcription
Molecular function (GO): zinc ion binding; sequence-specific DNA binding; DNA-binding transcription factor activity
Source: RefSeq, a predicted model, not a curated record
AUGCCACACGGCUUAAUAGGCAAUCGAAUUGCGCUCGCCAGCAGCACAACGUCGGUGUCAUACUUCGAUUUUCAAUUGAAACAGGAAAUCGAUGAAAGUCCAACAACAGCUUCCCACAGUAAUUCGACUAUAAGUAGUACAACAACAGUUGGCAGUACUUUGAUAACUGACCACGGCAGUUGUGGCACCAGUGUGUACCAUAGUAACGGUAGCGGCAACGGUAACUUUGAAGGCAUUGGCGUUGCGCCAGUGACAGCAUCACCAACACUGACACCACCCACACCGACUAGUCCCCGGGAAUCGCAAAGUCCUGACGGCCAUACGUCAGUUAGCUCGACCGGGUCCAGUGAUACCAUUUCAGAUCAGCAAUUUGCCAUAGCGGACUCGAAUUCCAACAGUGUUACGAAAUCAUUUGUACCGUGCAAAGUUUGUGGCGACAAGGCGUCCGGCUACCAUUAUGGUGUAACCUCUUGCGAAGGUUGUAAGGGUUUCUUUCGCCGCAGCAUACAAAAACAAAUCGAGUAUCGUUGCCUGCGUGAUGGUAAAUGUCUGGUGAUACGUUUGAAUCGAAAUCGUUGCCAGUAUUGUCGCUUCAAGAAAUGCCUGUCGGCGGGCAUGAGUCGAGACUGUAAGUGA